ACACAAACAUUAUUAGCUCAUUCGCUUUCCCAUGCCUUGGCUUCCCUUCUUCCCCAAUCCCCUACCUCUCACUUCAUCUUCUCCUGGCUGCUGCCAUACAUACAUAAUAGCAAGCCAGGAGAGUUGGUUGGUGUCACCAAAGGUCAUCAAGGAUCAAGCUCUCUCCUGUUCAGCAGCUGCAUACCUCCUCAGGCUAGCAGAUCUUCCUCGCACCAACAGAUGCUUCGCGAGAUCUUUUUCAUCACCAGACCAGCAGAGGAUAGCGAGGGCAUCUGAUCUGCACUUCCCGAUUUGAUCUAACUGCGGCAGCUGCCUCUGAUGCUGCGGGAGCUGGAGAAAAUCCGUCCGGGACCCGAAAAUGCCACCGGAGCAAGCCAAGAAGAACCGUCGAAGUCAUGGGUGCAGCUCGAGGCCCGCAACGAGCUAGAUCAGGCCCGAUCGGGACCGGAGGAUGGCGCUGGUGGGCCAAGCGAGGGCCUUUCUCUGUCGGUGCUGGAGCAGCCGGAGCAGCAGAUCCGGUCGAUUCCGGAGGAUGGCGCCGGGGGGGACGCGGCGGUGCCGGAGCAUCAGUCGCGACCGGAGGAUGAUGACGCGGCGGUGCCGUUUGUGCGGAUGGAGACCCAGGAGGUUGCUGCCGGGCCGAGUGGGGGCCCGUUGGCGUCGCUGCAGAUUGAGGCGGCCCGGCAUAUUCACUCGGGACCAUAUCAGGAUGGCGCCAGGCCCAGCAACCCGUUCCCGUCCUUGCAGCCUCAGGAUCGGGAGAUAUUGCAGCAGCUGGAGCAAAUCCGCCUCAACGGCGAUGUCGAUGAGCAAUCAUCCCCUGAAUGGACGCGGCAGCCUGCAGACAUCUUCCAGGAAAGGCACAUCGCUAUGGAUCAUUCAAGCAGUGGGUCGCCAAGGAAAAUACCAUUCCAUUUAUUACAAGAAAUUACGGAUUGCUUCUCCGAUGAACGCAAGCUUGGUAGUGGUGGGUUUGGAAAAGUCUAUAUGGGAGUGCAUAACGAUGGGGAGAAGAUUGCUGUCAAGAUGCUUCAUUACAUGCUAGGAUUUGAGGAGGAGCAAUUUCUAAAAGAGUUUAACAACCUUGCAAGGCUCCAGCACCCAAAUAUUGUGCGACUUGUUGGUUAUUGCUAUGACGUUCAGAAAAAUAUAGUGGAGUACGAAGGAAGACUAGUUUUUGCUGAAAGAAUUUAUAGGGCGCUCUGCUUCGAGUAUAUGCAUCAUGGAAGCCUUGACAAAUAUGUUUCAGAUGAAUAUCCUGGACUUGAUUGGAACACACGCUACACACUAAUCAAAGGGAUUUGCAAGGGUUUGGAGUACCUUCAUGAGGAAUUGAAACCUCCUAUGUAUCAUUUGGACUUAAAACCAGCUAACAUAUUGCUGGGUAAGAACAUGCUGCCUAAAAUUGCAGAUUUCGGCUUAUCAAGGUUCUUUGGGGAAGAACAAACACACAUCACAAAAAGUUCUAUAGGAACACGUGGAUACUUACCUCCUGAAUACAUAGAGAGAAACAUAGUCUCAAGCAAGUUUGAUAUAUUUAGCUUGGGUGUUGUUAUCAUAAAAAUAAUGACAGGACCUACAGGCUACAGAGAAAGUGCUGAAAUGUCUCCCCAAGAGUUUAUUGAUCUUGCACACAAGAACUGGAGGACUAGACUACAGGCAACAUCAAUGCACUUGUUCGAGUCAUAUUCAAAACAAGUGAAGAGAUGCAUGGAAAUAGCUUUAAGUUGUGUGGAGGUCAACCGGCACAAAAGGCCAAGUAUAAGGAAAAUUGUCAAACAACUGAAUGAGACAGAGAUUAUGAUUCACAAACAACUGAAUGAGAAAGAGAUUAUGAUUUACAGAACCCGACUUCGUGACCUGUCAAGUUAUGACCAAGGGUCACCGAUGGAUCAGGACAGUGAAACCAUUGGACUGUGCACAGAAGCUUCCUGCAAUUCUAGAGGGGUGAUAAGGCAGGGAAUGAAUGCAACCAAGGUGGGAUGUGUUGGGAAGUAUGAGCUGGGCCGGACCAUACGUAAAGGCACAUUUGCCAAGGUCAAGUUUGCGCGGAACAUCCAGACUGGCGAAUUUGUAGCCAUCAAGAUCCUAGAUAAAGAGAAGGUCCUCAAGCACAAGAUGGUUGAGCAGAUUAAGCAGGGAAUUUUGGCAAUGAAGUUGAUUGAGCAUCCUAAUGUUGUUCGCAUAUACGAGGUGAUGGGAAGUAAAACAAAGAUCUAUAUUGUGUUCGAAUAUGUUACCCAUUGUGAGCUCUUAGAAGACACCAUUGUUAAUAGGGGUCGAAUGAGGGAAGGUGAGGCAAGGAGGUACUUCCAACAAUUGAUCAAUGUGAUUGAUUAUUGUCAUAGCAGAGAUGUAUAUCACCUGGAUUUAAAACCUGAAAUAUUACUGCUAGAUUCACGUGGAAACCUGAAGGUAUCUGAGUUUUGGCUGCUGGGCGCACUAUCUCAGCGAAUCAAGAUUGAUGGAGAGCUGCACACAACUAAUGGGACUCCAAACUAUGUUGCACCAGAGGUCCUUGAAGAUAGAGGCUAUGACGGUGGAACGGCUGAUGUGUGGUCAUGCGGAGUUAUCCUGUUUGUUCUGCUAGCAGGGUAUUUACCUUUUGAGGACUCUAAUCUUACGAGGUUGUAUAAGAAGAGAAUAACAAUCCCAGAAAUACUAGAGGAUGAGUGGUUCAAAGAGGGCUACAGGCGCCAGGAGUUUGACAAAAAAUAUGACCUCACCACAUUGGAUGAUGUGAAUGCUGUCUUCCAAGAUUCAAAAGAGCACCUCGUGACAGAAAAGAAAGAUGAACCAGUAUCUCUGGAUGCAUUCGAUCUGAUUUCAUCAUCAAAAGGCUUUAACCUUGAAAACUUACUUGACUCAGAGCAGGGGUUCAAAAGAGAAGAAAGGUUUACAUCAACUUGUCCACCCAGAGAAAUUAUCCACAGGAUUGAGGAAGCUGCAACAACCCUAGGAUUUAGGGUUCAGAAGAAAAAUUACAAGUUGAGGCUCGAAAAGAUAGAGGCAGGGAGGAAGGGAAACCUUAAUGUUGCUGCUGAGAUACUGCAAAUUGCACCCUCUUUUCACGUGAUAGAAGUCAGAAAAGAAGAAGGUGACGCUCUGGAAUUUCAUAAGUUCUACAAGGAUCUUUCCAAGACCUUAAAGGACAUUGUCUGGAAAUUCGAUGAUCUCUAAAUGCAACCAACUUCUUAAUAGAACCAGGAGAGAGGAAAGAUGGAAAAACUAUUUGCAUAUCAUUCUUCCAAGCACAUUCGGAUUCGAUAGCCUGUAUUGUUCACCAUUUCUGUAAAUUGUUGUAAAUGCCGCUUGCUGUAGUUGAAGGGAGAUUCAUCGAUACAAUUAUCUGUGAGCCGCUUAAUCCAUGUUAGGAAAAUUCUUAGUCGCAACUAGAAAACUUUUGUUUGCCUUGCAUGUCAUUGAAACAGUUUUUUUUUGUAUUCACGCCACUGCUGUUAAAACUGUUUAUAGUCUCUCAGCUCCGCUAAACCACAUGGAGAUCGAAAAAAUGACCGUUUUGUCCUUGCUCUCUAUUGGACCUGUUUGGUAGCACUUAUUUGCAGGUUGCAGCUUAUACGAAGAAGAAGAAAAGAGCAGAGAUUAGAAGGAUAUAUAGACCAUGGAUGGGUGAGGAGCUGGACUUGCAUGGAGGAGAGCCGUGGGAUCGAUGGAUAGAUUUUGCGCUUGAUGGCUGAGUUGGGAGGGUUAGAAAAGGUACAAUACAGGAUCCCUUAACCGGCGAGAGAUCCCACUAGCACCGAAGAUCAUCUUCUCGUCGAACCCCACACAACUGCUGCUGCUGGACCAUGGCUGAGGGGAAGGAUCUAGUUAAAGCUAAGUGGUGUUCAUCAUGGUGUAUUAUAGAAUAACCAAAGAGCAAUGGGUCUGAUGGGUUGUAACCA
Messenger RNA from Setaria italica (foxtail millet), 3905 nucleotides. RefSeq lists its product as uncharacterized. The transcript has 20 exons. Gene Ontology annotation, biological process: signal transduction; protein phosphorylation. The coding region runs from base 319 to 3180 and encodes 953 amino acids. Lineage: Eukaryota; Viridiplantae; Streptophyta; Magnoliopsida; Poales; Poaceae. Gene Ontology annotation, molecular function: ATP binding; protein kinase activity. The record is from RefSeq and is a predicted model, not a curated record.